Molecule: messenger RNA, 8147 nt
Organism: Apis laboriosa (Himalayan honeybee)
Lineage: Eukaryota; Metazoa; Arthropoda; Insecta; Hymenoptera; Apidae
Product: neo-calmodulin-like
Exons: 7
Coding region: 477-1265 (262 amino acids)
Cellular component (GO): myosin II complex
Molecular function (GO): calcium ion binding
Source: RefSeq, a predicted model, not a curated record
CAAAUAUAUAGUUAUAGUCUAGCCGAUAUAUGAGGAGAAGAGGGAGGGAGAAGAGGAGGAAUCAUCGAGAUAUAUCCGCGUAGUACAAACGUAGCAAGAAGAAGAAGAAGAAGAAGAGAAAAGAUAUUCAAUUAAAAUUCAACACACACACACACACUCGUCGUAUGUCAAUCGUAUCGAUACGUAUCGUAGCUGUAAAACAACUUCCAAAUACUUCGAUAAUAUCAAUGAUAAUCCGUGUGAUAGAGAAGCAAUAAAAGGAUACCAAAAAAAAANAAAAAAAAAAAAAAAAAAGAGAGAAAAAAGAAUCUCAAAUUCGUAUUCGUAAGUAUAUUCGUAAGAGAAUCGUGUUUAUAUUUCGCUCGGCUGUGGUUUGUGUGCGUGUGUCUAUCGACAAAAAGAAAAAAAAGAAGAGAAAAGAAAAGUCGUGCUCGAAUCUCGAAGCUGAUCGAACGAGGGGAAAGUGCGUGGACACGAUGGCGUUCGCUGCUGCGAGAAUGAUCCUGAAAGACAAGCGGCGGAAGACCAGCAAGGAGGAUUUUGGAGGACCAAGGAAUAGGAGCAAGGCUCGCAACAAGCCAGCAGAUGGAGUGGGCCACGUGAACCAAAAGGGCUCGACAGGUCAGAAAGCGCCGCUGACUCCCGGGCAGAAGGUGGCGCCCGGCGCGAAAGUUGCAGCGAAACCAGCUCAGAAACCCACUGCUCAGAAGGGGCAAGUUAAGGUUACGCCUAAGGCGGCUUCCGUCAAGACUGGCAAGAACAAGAAGAAGGGGCAGAGGCAGCAGUACGAUCUAAUCGUAACCAUCAAUUUGUCUGAAUAUGGACUCACGGAGGAUCAAGUGGCCGAAUUCAAGGAGGCGUUCAUGCUGUUCGACAAGGACGAGGACGGCACCAUCACGAUGGCGGAGCUCGGCGUGGUGAUGCGAUCUUUGGGGCAAAGGCCGUCCGAAACGGAAUUGCGAGAUAUGGUGAACGAGGUGGAUCAGGAUGGGAACGGUACCAUCGAGUUCAAUGAGUUCUUGCAAAUGAUGUCGAAAAAGAUGAAAGGCGCCGAUGGAGAGGACGAGUUGCGCGAGGCGUUCAGAGUGUUCGACAAGAACAAGGACGGCCUGAUCUCGUCGAAGGAGUUGCGACACGUGAUGACGAACCUUGGGGAGAAAUUGUCGGAGGAGGAGGUGGACGAUAUGAUCAAGGAGGCGGAUUUGGAUGGCGAUGGAAUGGUGAAUUAUGAGGAAUUCGUGACAAUCCUGACGUCGAAGAAUUAGUUCAGUGGCCACGGGUCGAACUAGAAGCUAUCCAGCUGCCGGAAGUCUUCGUCGAAGAACAGAAAUCAAACCCAAAUCGUCAAGUUCCUCCCCAAAUAUCGUAGCAAGAUGGGAACCCCCUUCCCUCGAACCCCACCAUCGAGAAACAUUGAUGAAAAAAAUAGAAAAAGCGAAAGUAAGAGGGUGGAAAAUGUAGGAAAUCUUGGAAAACCUUGGAAAAGUCGAAGAAAAUAAAAGAACCGCCAAGAGGAUCGAUCGUUCGACGGAUUUAUGACUCGCGUAAGGGUAAGUGGUUAUCGAAAGACUGGUAUCUGGGAUCGUGUCUCCGAGCGGUGGGGUGACGGGUGACGGGAUGCUAGGUUAAGUUGAAAAAAAGAGAAAGAUAGGAAAGAUAGGUGAGGGUGACUUCCGCAGUUGCACACGCAUACACGCAUACACACCUCGCUCCUUCGAAUUAAUUUUACAAGUAUAAGCUAGCGAAAGAAAACGACAUUAUACGUGAAAACGAGUGAGGUGCUCGCUCCCGAAACAAUCAACUGAGCUUCGUUUUAGCGUUUACCUAUUAUCUAUACUAUCUAUUAAUGCUAUACAACGUCGUUAUUGAAUAUUGUUAGGAAUCGAUCCUUUAUCCAUCCUUCACCGAUCUCAUUUACACGAUAUUUCUGGCAUGACUAUCUCCCGAAUCGUUCAAGCGCGGAUCGCAACUGUCGAUGGCCUAAAAUGUAAGUAACUCUGGGUUCGCACGCGAGAUGGCGUGAAAAGUACAAAACAGCGUCGAAACCGAAGUCGUUCGUUACGUUCGAAGAGGUUAAGUGCAUUGUUCAAGAUAUUUCGCGAGGUGCGUGAAUAAUAAUUUUGAGAAACGGAUUGAAAAGUGAUAUUUUCGGAUUAUUGGGAUCCACAGUGAAACGAAGAAGAGAAGCUUGUCAUCACACUUUUCACACUUCUAUCGAUCGGUAUUGUUCCUCCAAUUUUUGUAGAUUCGCUUUUAAACGAGACGAAUCCUUCCCCCCUGGCUCGUUGUCGAGUCGAAUUUCGGGUAACAUUAAUUGUCAUUAACAUUUUAGCCGCGGGACUCGACGCGAGAUAGCUCUAAUAACUGAUCUGUCUUCAAAUCUAGAUGAAUGUCGUUGACAAGUAGGUUAGUUCUAACCGUGAUAUAUUCUCGUGGCAGAAUCUUUAGACGCAUGUUAUCGCGGUUGCCGGAAAGCAAAAAGAAUCAAAGCAAACGUAGCAGAUUUUUCCUUAAAUGUACCAACACCAAUCGUAGGAUUUAUCGGUUUUUGUUGCCAAAAAAUCUUUUGUACCGGAUAUCUUUCUUUCUGUUUUCUUUUUUUUUUUUUUUUUUUUCUUAACUCUCUCAGACGAAGAGCUGAGAAAUCUCGUGAGUGUAUCGCUCUUGUUGUUAGUCCCGAUUUAGAUUCACGUCCAUAUUCAAUUCCUAUACCGAAACACCGUCCACCUAAAAACCUCGACAUUCGAUAUACCCACCCAUAAAGCCAAUUUUACGUAUUACGUCGUGCACCUUUAGAUCCUUAAGAUAAGAAGCCACAGCCGUAGGUCGCGAUAGAGGAUAGUUAAUUAGCGCAUUAGGAGGAAGUACGUACACGUAACAAAUAAUGCAUUAUACACAUACCUAUUAUAUAUACCUAUACAUGGUGUUACUACCAAAGAUAAUUGAAGUAACGUUAUUAUGGAUAUUCGUAUAUAUUUAGUAUAUACUUAUACAUACAUACGUACGUACAUAUUAUUAUAUAUACAUAUACACGUUAGCGACGUACGUCGGUGGUAUACUGGCAUUGAUAUUUUUAUGGUUUUAAAAAAAUACAACAACAAGAAUAAGUAUUAGUGUCAGAAAGAGAGAACGAGAGAGCGAGAGAGAGCGAGAGAACGAGAGAAAAUGUGAGAAUGAAUGAGAGAGAGAGAGAAAAUAGGAAUGAAAGAGAAUGAGAGAAAGAAAUAUUGGUUGGUUGGUCGAAGCGUGUGUACAUAAAGAAACAUUCAGGAGGGAGAUAUACGGGGAAACGGGAUAAAAUAAUAAGAAGAGCUCUUAUAAACGUAUUAAAGGGGAUAUUCGUUUUAUCCUUAAAAUAAGUGUCGACGGAUGGUAUGCGAAUAUUAUUAUAUCGUUAUCGUUGGUCACACGAAGCGGUGAUUUCACAGAUCGUAUACACGACAUACACAUAGAGAUAGACAAUAAUUCUGUUUUUUAAUUAAGUAAUACGCGUAUAGUUAUAUUGCGUUGUUCAAUUCGAUCGCUGGAUAGGUAAGCUGCAAAAUUUUGCGAGCAUCACAAUUUGAAUUUAAAGAUGAGAUUAUCUUCGAAUAAUUCGAUUUGCUUAUCUAAUUGCGCGAUCGUUCUUUAUGAAUGCCUCACGCCCCUGGCUUACGGUGAAAAAUUUGAUGGAAAAUUAAAGAACCGCGAAAUUUUCAUUUCUCUUUUUUUAUUUUCGUGGAAACGGAUAUUAGGAUUAUCUGAUAAUUCUUCGAUUUGUAUGAAAUUGUUAUUAAUAUUUCGAUAUUAAAAAAUCUUAAUUAUAUUAAAUUUAUAUAUUCGCGAUCGUCCGACAUCGGCGUGAUGCAAAGGUACGCACAACGUAAUUCAAAAAAAAAAAAAACCGCGAGCUGUGCAAGACGGAUAAGAAAAAAAAAAACUAUUAAACACGCAAACAUAAAAAAUAACAAGACGCUUCGACAGGUAAAAAACGUAAAAAGAGCUCGAUAAGUCGACACAAAAUAGUAAUGUAUAACGUCCCGAAGACAAUAUCUUUAACGAUUUUAUUAAAGGAAGAUUAUUCGAGAUUUACCUCGAGAGGAAGGCCUACGUUUUGCCACGUGUGUACGAAAAUGAUAGAUUGUAGAAAGAUUGUCGAGGAGAAAGAGAGAGCGAGAGCGAGAGACGGAGGGAAAAGAAAUAUAAACAGAGGAACGAGAAGUUUUUACGAUGCAGGAAAUUACUAAGAAAGGUGCUGUUUAUGUUGACUAAUCACCUUCGAUUUUUACUUUCGAAUUGUAUCCAUUUGCUUUUAUCUUAUCUAAAUUACGUGCACAUAGUUUCUUAUAUAUUUACUUUGCAACGCUCACUUUGUUUCCACUUGAAUUUUUUCGUAUUCUGUGUAUAUAUACAUAUAUACACAUAUAUACAUACACACACGAUCGUUUUUAAUUUUCUUGAAAGAUCGCGACGAACGGGCGGAUUCAUUUGGAUUUACGUGACAUGCACGAAAUAUUUCACUGCACCCCAUGAAUUUUUAUUUCCACUUUCCCUCCCAAAGGAAAACUUAUCAAUAAGAGUAUCGACAAAAUGCUGAACACAAGUACAAGAAAAUCGUCAAUAUCUGUAUAGUAUAUCUCCCCUAUUUAAAUAUCGUCGUUGAAUCACGGACCUCGAUGAACGUUAAAAAUCCAUCGUUCGGCCACGCAAAAGGAUUACUUGCAAAUUUCCAUCGGAAAUAUUUUCAUUUCGCAAGGCGACAUUAAACGCACAUUUGUCACGCGCGCUUUUAAUAGGUACCUUUCUCAUUAACACGGAUCAUUAGCGAUCGAACGAGGUCUCUGAUUCCUCGCGCGUAUUUUCCAAAUCAAUUGCCUACUUACUCCCGCUAUAUACAUACAUAUACAUAUAUAUAUACCUUUGGGCGAAAAAAUAAAUUUCCUAUUUUUGCCUCCCUGAAGAUGUAUUAAUUCUGCAUUCUGCGAAUAAUCCGAUGGAAAAGAAAAAAAAAAAAAGAAAUCCAAAUCAAAAUCCUCAGAUUGCAGCAGACUCUGCAACUCUGUAUUUUUAAAAUAAAAUUCCUUUCUUUGCGGGAAUAGCGGCAAGAUAUCCUGUAGAAUAUUACAACUCUGUUAAACCGCGUUGUCAAUCCUUGUUCAACCCUGAAACGAAAAGUAUUUUUGUAGAAUACUCUUCGCGCCAGAUUUUAUCGCACGUCGAGAUGCAUACGUUAUAUUGUAUUCUAUAUAUUAUAUUACAUUUACGUCAACGUGUACGUGCGUGUACAUAUUAUAUAUCAUAUUGUAUCAUCCUAUUCUGCUGGCAGAUUUCAUUAUAGUUAUUAUAUCUGAACGAAAAAAACGAGACGAAAAACGUUUGAAUUCGUCGUCGCAUAUAAUAUGGCGUUAAAUUGAUUAUAUAUACACGUAUAUAAACGUCCUUAAAAAAAAAAAAAAAAAAAAAAAGAGAGAGGAAUACCUAUACAAGUCUUCCUUUUAAAAAUCUGCACUGUAAAAUCGAAGUUCGAACACAACAGUUCUAGGAUUUAAUUAUAGCUGCAAAAAAGAAUUGUUUUUGUCUCCUGUGCGAAGGUGCGUAUAUAUUACUUUCAAUUAAUUGAAAUCGUUAAAUCUGUAUUUUUCGGAUAGAGUUGCUCAAGUCAAGAUAUUUUGUGAAUUUUUUAACAAUCAAAGAGUCGAAACGCCUAACUAAUCGCUGUGAAUCUGUAGAUCAGAGUUGCGACGCUCAAAGACUAACUUGACUAAAUAAUUAAUUAUUAUAUUAUUUUAGAUCUUUUUGAAAAAUUGUAGGGGAUUCAGUCACUCGUUUAUUUCAAAUUCUCUAUGGUACUAAAGAACUUCGAGAUAACUCAGAGAUGCGAGAUGUUCGAGAUAGAUACGCUUGCGUUAUACAUAUUCAUCAUAAUUAUUAUUAUAAACUUUUGUUUCAAUUAGCUGUUUGAAUAGUUUCACUUGUAUUGGAGAUAGACAAACUGCGAACGAACGAACUUGAUCACCAUGAUAUUUUUGUAGACGUUUGACACGAUUCAGCCGAAAUUUACAUACUCGAGUUGCAUAGAAAAAGAUCUUCUUGCUUUUAUUUAAAACGAUCGAGCAAAUUUCAAAUUUGCAUUCCUCCUAAUUCGUCAUUUCACAUGAUCUUUAUUGCCCUCUAACUUUUAUAUUAAUUUCAAUUCGAAAAAUCAUUUGUAUAUUUUCAGUAUGCAUUUAUAAACGCAAUGCCCGUAAUCGAACUUGAGGAACGCGUGCUUUUUAGAGUAAAGAAGUAAAGCAAACGAGAUUUCAACGAGAAUUCGCGUCAAAUGGAUGAUCACGGACCGUAUAUAUAUAUAUAUAAUAAAAAAAAAAUCAGGGAAACGAAAAUUAUUUGAUAUCAAACGAGUUGAUGAUGAUGAUUCAAAGAUAAUCAAAUAAAAAAUAUAUAUAUAUAUAUAUAUACUUUGCUAGAUACGAGAAGGAAAGAGAGAAAGAGAGAAACGUCAUUAACUUAGGUGUAUAAUAAUUGUAAAAUCGUUAAAUAAAUGUUACUAUGUUGUAUUAAUCGCGAGGCCGUCUCGCCUCGUCUUGAUGAAACAAUACAAUGAGUCACUCUGCUCGAAAGAUUCAGACUUUUGUUACAAACGAGACGGGUUCUUGGAUCGAUUGUUUGUCAUAGUAUAAUCAAGUAUUAUCUAUGUUUCUCAUCAUGUUGGCUGACGUAAAAAGUAAGUACCUGCGCUUUAUUAACGAGAUCACGAAUGAUUUUCAAGAACGAGAAGGAGAAAAUUGAUCGUAUGAAUUAUUCAAUCAAUAAUUAUUAAGAAGAAGAAGAAAAAUGGAAGCGAAAGUUACCGAUUGCAUCGUUGAAGAUUCGUUCGAUUCGUUCGAUUAGAGGAAGAUACUUUGUUCUGAGAAAAAUUUGAAAAUGCACGCAAGAUCGAGAUUACGCUUUUUUACGUAGAGUUCGUUACGUGCCAUCGUUUAAAGAGUACAUAUAAACAUGGCCAAGGAUAAAUGAUAUCGAUCAAAUUGUCGAGAAUUAUUAUUGUCAGAGUUCCGAAUGAUAAUCAUCGCAUCGCGAACCCUUUGAUUUCUCGAGAUUUAUGUUUGUACGCGUGACAUUUUCGCGCGUUGAUCCGAGACAUCUAAAGAAUUCUUUACUUUAUAAAAAAAAAAAAAAAAAAGAAAAAAUUUUUAUUUAAUAGUUCGAAGAUGCAAUUUUGUGAAAAAAAAGAAAGAGAGAAAAGAAUCAAAAUUCGAAACAAUUUCUUUAGAUGUCCGGAUAUAUAUAUAUAUAUAUAUAUAUACGCAUUGUAAUUCUUCCCUCGUACAUUUACGCUAUUGUUGCGCGCAUGCAUUUUCUUUUCAGUUCGCUUGACGUAAAAGCGAUUUUUAAUAUAGUUAUCAUUGCAGCUAGGCAAAUACAUUAUAUCGUUGAAAAAUGCAAUCCAAAUACAAAAUGAUGGUCAAGAAUAAUAUUAUUGUAAUAAGGAAACGUCUUUCAUUACUUUAUUAAAUGAUCGCGAGUACAAGUUAUAGUUAAACGAAAAUAUACAUGUGUGUAUAUAUCCAAUUAUAAAGCAAAUUGAAGGGAGACCCUUUCUUGGUUCUUCGUGGGGUGCAAAUGGCUAGUAAAGUAGAGGAUAUAAUGGUACGGUGUGGAGGCGAGGAUAAUAAAGAAUGUAACAAGAGUUGUAAGAGAGAAAAAUUAUCUUCGAGGUGUAUUAAAGAGGAAAAAAAAGAAAAAAAAAAAAAAAAUAGCGUAAAAACUAAGUCAAGCAGAGAUAUCGCAUUGUGAAUGAGAAUAUUUAUAUUUUUACUUGAGAAAAUGUUAUAAUAAUAACGUUUGUAACGUAUAAUUCCCAAUUCCCGAUAAGGAAUGUUUAUAACGUUAUUUUUCUAGAUCUAUAUAUCUAAAUACUUACUAUUGUGUUAUGACGAAACGUGCUUUAAAGCGUCAAGCAAGCGAGAUUGUAUUGUAGAUGCAAUACGUACAUUUAUCCAUUAUACAUGUAUUGCGUUUACUUUAAUUAUUUCACUAUCUUAUUCCUCUAUAAGUAACGUAAUAUAUCUAAUUACAGGUGUAAUAGCAAUUUAACGAAUUCCAAAUUUUGUCGCGGGCGCUCAUCUGCACAUAAAAUAUAAUCGAUGUGUUUCUCGCGGUGUUCA